CAUCCCGAGGCGUGCAACGUGCACACAGCCAUUGCCCAGAAUUUUCUUUUUUUCCCCGUCAGCAGGAGUCACGAGCCCUGCUCAAAAUCUACCUUGAGCACCACCAUUCAACUCCACACAGCACGCCACUACUGCUGCCCUCAGCUCACAAAAACACACAGCAAACUUGCUCCUUGGUUCCUAGAAUCAGAUCCACAUGGAGGUCGUGACGGGGGCACUGCCGAGCCUCAUUCCCAAGCUUGCCGACCUCAUCGCCGGCGAGUACAAUUUGCAGAAGGGGCUGAAGGGGGAGAUCAAAUUCCUUCAAGAAGAGCUUGAGUGCAUGAAGGGUGCCCUCGAGGACAUCUCCAGGACUCCGGCAGACCAGCUUCCCAAUAAUGACAAGAUCUGGUCCAGGAAUGUAAGAGAGCUUUCCUACGACAUAGAGGAUAGCAUUGACACGUUCAUGCUGCAAUGCAAGGGUAAAAGGUUGGGCACACAGCAUGGGCUCAAAAAGAUCAUUGAUAGGAGCCUCAACUUGUUGGUGCAGCCAAAGGUUCGCCACAAGAUUGCUACUGACAUCAGAGAGAUCAAGAGCCGCGUCAUGGAGGUGCACGAGCGGCGCCGCAGGUAUGAGGUCAACCUUGGUGGUGACAAACCUGUUACGGUCGACCCUCGUUUAUUCACCCAGUACACAGAGGUGAAAGAGCUUGUUGGAAUUCAUGAGGUGAGGGAUGAGUUAAUCAAUAAUAUGUUGACAGAAGAGAAUAAUGUUCACAUGAAGCAAGGCAAGAUAGUUUCCAUUGUUGGAUUUGGAGGCCUGGGAAAGACAACUCUUGCUAAUGCAGUCUAUGAAAAGAUUAGGUCACGAUUCGAUUGCGCUGCCUUUGUUUCGGUGUCCCGGAAUCCUCACAUGGAGAAACUGUUCCAGGAUAUGUUCUAUCAACUUGCCAAGAGAAAUAAUGCAAGGAUCAUUGUUACUGAUGAGAUCAGAGAAUUCCUUCAGAGCAAGAGAUAUAUCAUUGUUCUCGAUGACAUAUGGGAUAUUUCAGUUUGGAAAACGAUGAGAUGUGCUCUGCCUGAUAAUAAUGGUAGAUACAGAAUUAUCACAACUACCCGUAAUGUCAAUGUUGCUGAAGAAGUUGGUGGUGCUUAUGAGCUGAAACCUCUCUGCCUUCAGGACUCUAGAAUAUUAUUGUAUAAAAGAAUAUUUCACAAUGAAGAUAAAGACAAAUGUCCUGAUGAGCAGUUGGCUGAAGUCUCUGAUAGAAUACUAAAGAAAUGUGCUGGCGUACCCUUAGCUAUCAUUACGAUAGCUAGUUUACUGGCUAGUAAAGGAGGAAUGAUAUUAGAGUGGUAUGAAGUCAGCAACUCUGUGGGUACCGGAUUGGAAAAUAAUCAAGAUGUGAGGAGUAUGAGAAAUAUUUUGUCACUUAGCUAUUAUGAUAUGCCAUCCCAUCUGAGGACUUGUUUUCUAUAUUUAAGUGUGUUUCCAGAAGAUUAUAUGAUUAACAAAGUUUGUCUGAUAAACAUGUGGAUAGCUGAAGGUUUUAUUCAAUCUGGAAAACAAGGCCAAACCCUACUAGAAGUUGGAGAGAGUUACUUCAACGAUUUGAUAAACAGAAGUAUGAUCCAACCCGUGUAUGAUUGGUACUCUGGCGUGAUAGAAGGAUGCCGAGUACAUGAUAUGAUGCUUGAUCUUAUCUGUUCCUUGUCAAAUGAAGAAAACUUUGUUACAGUCCUUAAUGGUACAGAGAACACUUCUCCAUCAAAUACAACCCGGAGGUUGUCCCUUCAAAAUGGCAAGGACGACCAUUCUAUGACUUGGGCUACAAAGAGCUUGCAAAAAGUGAGGUCAGUUUUUGUAUUUCCAUCUGCUCUUGAUUCAAUGCCGGCCCUUGACAGUUUCCGAGUUACACGUGUACUGGACCUGCAAGGUUGCAAUCUUUCAGAGAGUUACAGCCUUAAGCACCUUGGGAAAUUAUUUCACUUGAGAUACCUGGGACUACGUGGCACUGGUAUUGCUGAAAUCCCAGAGGAAAUUGGAAACAUGUCAUCUCUACAAACCUUGGACGUAAAGAGCAAUAAAAUUUCUUGCUUGCCACCGACUGUUAUUCGGCUAAGAAAUUUGAUGUUCCUCUACAUUGACUGGUCUACAAGACUGCCAAACGGGAUUGGCAACAUUACAUGCCUUGAAACGCUGUUACUGCGCAUUGACGACUCCACCAUGGACAUUACAGAAGAGAUAGGCCAGCUACUGGAACUGAGGUUGCUGCGUAUUGUCUUGGACAAAUGGAACAACAAGUUGGUGGAGCACCUAAACAAGCUGCAAAAGAUCAAGAAUCUGUAUAUAGAGGUCAUCAAUGGCCAACGCAGCAUUGGUGGAUUGGAUGCCUGGGUUGCACCUCGACAUCUUUGGAGAUUGAAUACAGUCCGGAGCUGCUGGUUCUCAACACUGCCGGCUUGGAUGACAUCAGUUCUUCACCUCUCUUUCCUGUGGAUCGCCGUAAGGGAGCUGCAGCCAAAGGAUCUCGAAAUCCUCGGGAGGUUGCCAGCUCUCCGCUCUCUAGAACUGGAGGUGGACCAUGUGAACCUUGGAAUCCUAGGGAGAUUCGUUGUUAGUGCUGGAUUGUUCCCGUGUCUUGUACAUUGCAAGUUCUGGGGAUUUGUAGAGCCUGUGGUAUUUCGGCAAGGAGCUAUGCCGAGGAUCAGAGAGCUUUAUCUCGACCUGUUCUUCAUGUGGGAGGCAGGAGAAACCAUCAGCAGCGAUGGCGGUCUUGUCAUGGGCAUGGAGAACCUGCCAUUGCUGCAGGAUGUGUUCAUUGAGUUCCGAUCUGAAGUGGCGAGCACUGAGGAGGUGGACCAGGCAAAGGCUACACUAAGGCGUGCAGCUGAAAUUCAUCCCAACCAUCCCCGCCUUACUAUAUACUCUGAUUAAGUUGAUUAGGAAAUAUGGCUUGAGGUUUGAGGAAAAUGUAUCUAUAGCUUUGUGAUUGUGGCAUUAGGAAAUGGUAUAAUUUUUCUUCAGGCUCUAGCACUCGAAAUGUUUGUUGAAAUCUCACUUGUGACACCUGAGUUGUUAGCACUGCAAUUUGCAAGUCAAAAUUUGCACGGGUU
Messenger RNA from Panicum virgatum (switchgrass), 3096 nucleotides. Its product is annotated as disease resistance protein PIK6-NP-like. The record is from RefSeq and is a predicted model, not a curated record. Gene Ontology annotation, biological process: defense response to other organism. Gene Ontology annotation, molecular function: ADP binding. Bases 197 to 2917 code for a protein of 906 amino acids. Lineage: Eukaryota; Viridiplantae; Streptophyta; Magnoliopsida; Poales; Poaceae. The transcript has 2 exons.